CUCUCAAUUUUUAAAUUCUGCAUUUCCUUCAUUCCUUUUCUGGUCACAAUUUUCAAUCCCUUCUUCCUCCCGUAUAUAUAUACCCAUAAAUUAUUCUGCUGUUUGUACGGCAGAAGAGAAGAAGAAGGGAUGGAGCAGCAGCAAAGGAUGAAGCAGCAACAGCAGCAGCUAGCGCUGAUGCAGCACUCCCUUUACCAUCCCGCUCUUCUCGCUCCUCCUCCUCCUCAGAUAGAACCAAUCUUGAGUGGGAAUUUGCCUCCUGGAUUCGACUCAACUACAUGCCGCAGUGUGUAUGUUGGAAAUAUCCACCCUCAAGUUACCGAACCUCUUCUUCAAGAAGUUUUCUCAGGUACAGGUCCUCUUGAAGGUUGCAAGCUCAUUCGGAAAGAAAAGUCAUCCUAUGGUUUUGUGGAUUACUUUGAUCGUCGAUCAGCUGCACUCGCCAUCGUGACUCUUAAUGGCAGGCAUUUGUUUGGACAGCCGAUAAAAGUCAAUUGGGCGUAUGCUACUGCUCAGCGAGAGGACACAUCAAAUCACUUCAACAUUUUUGUUGGCGAUCUUAGCCCGGAGGUUACUGAUGCUACCUUAUUUGCAUGUUUCUCUGCAUAUCCUACUUGCUCAGACGCAAGGGUGAUGUGGGACCAAAAAACCGGCCGAUCGAGGGGUUUUGGUUUUGUUUCUUUUCGCAGUCAGCAGGAUGCUCAAAGCUCAAUAAAUGACUUGAAUGGGAAGUGGCUUGGAAGCAGACAAAUUCGCUGCAAUUGGGCGGCAAAGGGUGCCGGCCUAGGCGAUGAGCAGCAGAAUCCCGAGUCCAAAAAUGUUGUGGAACUAACAAAUGGAACGUCUGAUGAUGGCCAAGAAAAACGGAACGAAGAUGCUCCAGAGAAUAAUCCACAGUAUACAACUGUUUAUGUGGGAAACCUUUCUCCUGAAGUCACAUCGGUUGAUCUCCAUCGCCAUUUUCACGCAAUGGGAGCCGGAGUGAUUGAAGAUGUCCGCAUUCAGAGAGACAAAGGUUUUGGGUUCAUAAGGUACAGCAGCCACGCUGAAGCUUCCCGUGCUAUCCAGAUGGGAAAUGCUCGCAUUCUUUUCGGCAAACCACUUAAGUGCUCGUGGGGCAGCAAGCCAACCCCUCCCGGAACAAGCUCAACCCCACUUCCUCCACCAGCCGCGGCAGCACACAUGCCCGGCUUCGCAGCUGCUGACCUGGAGGCCUACGAACAACAGCUUGCUAUGAGUAAGCUAGGCGCUGCUAUGAAUCCCCAGGCCCACCGUCUCGCUGCUGCUACCCAACAGAUGUACGAUGGCGGGUACAUGAACAUGGCUCCGGCCCAGCAACCCCUCUACUACCAGCGUUAACGCAGCAAGGCACGGGUUCAAGUCUCUAUCUUUUUUAUAAACAUGAAUGCAAGGUAGAUUGUAUGUUAGAUUUCGGAUUAGGAAAUCAUAAUUUUGAACCAUUGAUGGUUUUUGUCAUCUGCUAUUUCCGGUGGGAUAGAUUCAUAAAAACUCUGUUUCUAACUUAAACAGAGAUUCUUGGCAAAAUAUUUUUCCCUA
Molecule: messenger RNA, 1557 nt
Organism: Salvia hispanica
Lineage: Eukaryota; Viridiplantae; Streptophyta; Magnoliopsida; Lamiales; Lamiaceae
Product: oligouridylate-binding protein 1-like
Cellular component (GO): cytosol
Molecular function (GO): mRNA binding
Source: RefSeq, a predicted model, not a curated record